Messenger RNA from Melampsora larici-populina 98AG31, 1122 nucleotides. RefSeq lists its product as uncharacterized. Lineage: Eukaryota; Fungi; Basidiomycota; Pucciniomycetes; Pucciniales; Melampsoraceae. The record is from RefSeq and is a predicted model, not a curated record. The transcript is spliced from 4 exons. The coding region runs from base 1 to 1122 and encodes 373 amino acids.
AUGUAUUGCUUGUUCAGCCCUCAUUGGAUUCAAGGAUCUCGUGGACGGGAAACCGACAUCUUUACGAUUAUCACCUAUCAUUUUGACUCACGUGCAACCUACGAGCUCAAUCAGUCCGGUGGGAUCAAAUCCAUACUCACUAAAGCACAGAAUAAGAUUGCUCGUGCUCUAGAUAAGAAAUAUCAAGGUUCAUUUCGGCCUGGAUGUUUUGCCUCUGCUGACUAUUUCAUCGAAGUCAUUCUUGAUACAUCAAAAAAUAAAGCUGUAAUCCUCAAGACCCUCUUCAAUUUCACCAACACUUUACAAUAUCAUUGUGCACAUUUCCCAGAGAAGCAUCACUCUGAAGAUACCCGCACUGAGAACACUAUCAAAAUCACUCGUAAUGCAUUUGAUGGUGCCGAAAUCGAUCAUCACAACAUUUCAGCUCUCCUUGAACAGUGGACAACAACCGGAAUCACUAUCAAAUGUGGUAGAGUCUGUACUACAUGCAAAGAACACCAAAAAGCACAUUAUGAGGAAGAAUCAACAUCGACUCCUACCACACCAUCAUCAGAAUCUUCAACUGUGGAAGUGGUAAAACAAAUACCAAAUUCGUCCUUUAAUCCUCCAGAUUUAAUCAAGCACUCGACACUCAAACUCGAAUCCAAGCCGCUUCACCUUUACUUUCAUCUUGAAGUCACAUCAAUACUAGACUUGGAUGAACGUGCUAGUAAUCCAAACUAUCCUGGAUUCAUUACCUCUCAAGGUGUAGCUGAAUUACUUGCACCUCAUCGACCUCAGAUACUUGAAUCAACUAAGGAAGAUUUAUGUGCCUCAGAUGGAAACACAGAUGAACUUUUCUUGGAAACUCGAACUGUAAACAACCAUGCAAAUAAUGUUAAGGUAGAUAAAAAGGUCAAGGUGAAUCAAAAGGUUUCAGUUUUAGAAGCUGAAGUUGAUCCUUCAACGGCGGAAAUUGAUGGGACAGCACCAUCCAAGAGGCGUAAGGUCAACAAAAGGGCAGUUUUGACAGAUUCAAAAGAUGUUCUUGCAGCAGGUGACACUUCAACGUUGAAACCAAAAUCUCCAAAAGGUUUACAAUUGCCGCUUGAAGUGCAUUUAACGGUCAAUCAUCAGGUAUGA